Molecule: messenger RNA, 3679 nt
Organism: Manihot esculenta (cassava)
Lineage: Eukaryota; Viridiplantae; Streptophyta; Magnoliopsida; Malpighiales; Euphorbiaceae
Product: rho GTPase-activating protein REN1
Exons: 24
Coding region: 240-3077 (945 amino acids)
Biological process (GO): signal transduction
Source: RefSeq, a predicted model, not a curated record
GGUUUCCGUUGGAGAAAAAUAAUUUCUCUCUGUUUCUGUAAAAGAAAAAAAAUGCCGCCACCACCUCCACCACAGAAAUUUUCUUAGAAAACUCUUUCUUCUCUUUCUAUCUUUACGCUUCCUUCUCCUUCUCUUUAUCCUUUUCCUCCCUUGCUCUCUCUAUCCAAACCAGGUUCAGAGUUUAUUUGGUUAAAUGAUCUUAACUGAGAUGUGAUUUUGUGUGAUUUGUGGAUCAAGCGAUGAUUACCAACAGGAACGCCAACUCAGAACCGUCUCUGGGAGAUGGCAGCGCGGCUUUAUCUCCUGCUGGAACGCCGCCGCAGGGACAGUCUGAUAAUGUUUCUAAUCGGGCUGGAAAUACGGUUUUAAAAAGUGGGCCUCUUUUUAUAUCAUCUAAAGGAAUUGGUUGGACAUCUUGGAAAAAGCGGUGGUUUAUUCUCACACGGACAUCACUAGUUUUCUUCAGAAGUGAUCCAAGUGCUGUUACUCAAAAAGGGAGUGAAGCGAACUUGACUCUUGGUGGUAUUGACCUCAACAAUUCAGGCAGUGUGAUUGUGAAAUCAGAAAAAAGACUCUUGACUGUUCUCUUUCCUGAUGGUCGUGAUGGGCGAACUUUCACACUUAAGGCUGAAACUUUAGAAGAUUUAUAUGAGUGGAAAACUGCUCUUGAGAGUGCUCUGGCACAAGCACCAAAUGCUGCUCUUGUGAUGGGGCAAAAUGGUAUCUUCAAGAACGAUCAGAAUGAUGGAACUGAUUGUUCUAAUUCUGUAGACCACUGCGCAGUAACAUUUAAGGAUAAAGUGCCCAUGAAACCUUUAGUCAUUGGCAGACCGGUUUUACUUGCUCUAGAAGAUGUUGAUGGAUCUCCGUCUUUCCUGGAAAAAGCUCUUAAAUAUAUAGAAGAACAUGGAGUCAAGGUGGAAGGAAUCUUACGGCAAGCUGCGGCUGUUGAUGAUGUUUCGUGUCGAAUUCGGGAAUAUGAACAAGGAAAAUCAGAGUUCUCUGCAGAAGAAGAUGGACAUGUAAUUGGUGAUUGUGUCAAGUUUUUCCUCCGUGAGUUACCAUCCUCUCCAGUCCCUGCAUCUUGCUGCAAUGCUCUGCUAGAAGCAUUUCGAAAAGAUAGAGGCAAUCGAGUUAACGCCAUGCGAGUAGCAAUAUUAGAAACCUUCCCUGAACCAAAUCGUCGCUUAUUGCAAAGAAUUUUAUUGAUGAUGCAAACUGUGGCUUCCCACAAAGCUGUGAAUCGAAUGAGCACUUCAGCUGUAGCUGCUUGUAUGGCGCCUUUACUUCUUCGACCCCUUCUAUCUGGUGAAUGUGAAAUUGAAAAUGAUUUUGAUGUGGGAGGUGAUGGUUCCAUGCAACUUUUGCAAGCAGCUGCUGCAGCUAACCAUGCUCAAGCCAUUGUGAUCACAUUAAUGGAGGAGUAUGAUGAUAUAUUCAGUGAAGCUGUUAUGGCCCCUGGAUUAUACUCUGACUCGGAAGAGUGUGAAAGUGAGGAUGAAGAGGUAACAGAUGAUGAUGCAUCCCAUGAAGAUGAUGAACGAGAUGAUGUAUCAGAAGGGUCUGAUGCAUAUUCUGAUGAUGAGAGAGGCAAUGCAUCAACUGGAACUGAGAGUAGUGAAUCUGGGGACAAUUAUAUGUGUGACAAUAAGAUGCAGGGUGAUGAUCAUGGUUCCAACUCCCCUUUUGUAGAUAAUGAUUGUCGAGUUGAAGAAAAGUUGUCAAAUUCAGUUCAAACUUCAUUACCUUCACAUCAUGAUGUAAAAAGGAAUGAGAAUAUAUUGGGUGUAAAUAACAAUAAUUUGGCAACACAAACCAUCAAGUUAGACCAAGUAUCAAGAGAUUUUCCUAUAGAAACAAAGAAAAUGCAGCAAGUAUCAAGAGAAUUUCCUAUAGAAACAAAGAAAAUGCAGCAAGUAUCAAGAGAAUUUCCUAUAGAAACAAAGAAAAUGCAGCAAGUAACAAGAGAUUUUCCUAUAGAAACAAAGAAAAUGCAAACCGGAGAUCCCUCCGCUUGUGUGCAAAAAUCUGUGAGCGUGUCUAAUGAACAGGAGCAUAAGCCUGCAACCAUUUUGGACCGAAUCUCUGCAAAGAAGAAUCGUUCUAUGGGAUCCAUUGAUUUUGAUUCUGAGGAUGAAGUUGAAAUCCGGAAGCUGGAGGCUACUAAAUUUGACUUGCAACAUAGAAUUUCUGAUGAGGUUAAAGGUAAUGCAGUUCUCCAAACCAACUUGGAAAAACGAAAGAAGGCGUUGCAUGAGCGCCGUCUAGCUCUUGAGCAAGAUGUGGCAAGACUACGGGAAGAGCUGCAAAGGGAGAGAGAUAAGAGGAUGGUUCUGGAAGCAGGACUUAACACAUCGCAGGCGCACCAAUCUCUUCCAGCUAUAAUUGAUGAAAAAAUGAAGGCCGAUCUUGAGGAAAUAAGUCAAGGAGAGGCAGAUGUCUCCUAUUUGAAGCAGAAGGUUGAUAAUCUCAGUCUGCAGCUGAGUCAACAGAUUGAACAAAACAAUAGCUCCACACAUGAUUCAAGCAAUCAGCCAAUGCAGACUUCAAAUCAUCAAGCAAAGUGGAAAGAUAAACAGAGAGAUGAUGCUAAUGCUGCUUCAAAUCUUGGAAAGUCUCCAAACAAGGAUAUCUGUGCAGAUGAAUCAACUAAUUUACCAAGCAAGCCUGCGCCUUCAAACCAACAGCCAGAACCAGCACGUAGCAGCAACUCCAAGUCUUCAGCCAACUCCAAGAAGAUCAUCAUCUCAAGAAGCGAGGUAGCGAAUUCUACAACUAAUGCGCUGUCAAAGUUGACAACCCGACUCAAUUUUCUGAAGGAGCGGCGAAACCAGCUGGCCAAUGAACUCCAAAAUUUGGAUAAAGUCCGACCUUUCGUUACUAACAGUAAUAAAGCUAAAGGAUCGGAGGUCCGUCAAUCAUCGCAAACCUUGGACAAGAACCAAGGUGUAGAAGUUCAUUCUGCUCAAAAUCCAGAAAAUGGUAGAGGAUCAGAGAGCUCUCAUUUCCUUCUAAAUGCAGAAAAAGGACUGGCAACUGAAGGUCAAUCACAUAAAAAUUCUGAAAAAUCUAGAUGAUCUGAUAUUCACCUAGAUGAGGGAAAAUCUUCGUUAAGUCAACAUCUCCAAGAUCCGACAGCAAAAUCUGAAGGUCAUGGAUCUCAUAAUUCUGGCAAAGUUGAAGAAUUAACCUCAAGUACAGGUGACUCCAAGGAACACUCCAGUUGAUGCUAAAUGAUUAUCAUUUUUUUUUGCCCAAAAAAGCAUUGUUUAUGUCCUUCCUCAGCAAUUGUGUAGAUGGAUUAUGAUACUUGUAAAUGGAAAUGGCAAUGCUUCAAGGUGCUCGAUAUCCAUAAUGAAGAAUCUGCUCAAAGUCCUGAGGCCUCUUAAACCCAGGAUGUACAUAUCAACCAUCUCCUUGGUGUAAGUUGAGUUGUACAUGUUGAAUUGCUUGCAAGUUAAAAGCUGCUGCUUUAUAGACAAAGCAGGACUCUGACAUAUUCUUUGUAUGGAUAAACGCAGUUUUUAAUGUAAUUUAGACUAUUAGAGUUACUUGGCCAGUGUGCUUGUACAUGACCUGGAUUCAAGCCUUCACCUAUUGUAUUGAGGGUCUAAUUUACAUUCACCCAUUGUCCUAUAAAUCAUUUGAAUAGAUGAGUUUCAUUACCCCAUUUCUGCAA